Messenger RNA from Humulus lupulus (European hop), 1266 nucleotides. Its product is annotated as putative RING-H2 finger protein ATL21A. NCBI's taxonomy places the organism in Eukaryota, Viridiplantae, Streptophyta, Magnoliopsida, Rosales, Cannabaceae. Gene Ontology annotation, molecular function: polysaccharide binding. The transcript has 2 exons. The record is from RefSeq and is a predicted model, not a curated record. The coding region runs from base 22 to 1179 and encodes 385 amino acids.
UUAGAUUCAGGAUUUCAAAAUAUGGGUUUCCCUGAAAUCCUCUUGUUUCUUCUCUUCUUCAUCUUUCCCAGUUUACACGCACAAAAGCAAUGCCCAAUCUCCAUGUGUGGCAACAGAUACAUCCCUGUUCGAUUCCCUUUCCGGCUAAAAUCUCAGCAGCCUCGAAGAAACUGUGGCUACCCUGGUUUCGACCUGAGUUGCAAUAAGGAGAACAGAACAGUUCUAAAACUCCCUGUUUCUGGGGAGUUUUAUGUUCGACAGAUCAACUACAUAACUCAAGAAGUGCUUCUCUAUGAUCCUCUUAAUUGUCUUCCUCGUCGUCUUCUUAGCUUCAAUCUUUCAGGGUCUCCUUUCGUUUCGGCUUUUUAUCAGAACUACACCUUCCUCAGUUGCCCAUCUUCCUACACCAAGUCUCGAUUCACUCCCAUAGAUUGUCUUAGCAACUCAACUCAUUCUGUUUUAGUCACUUCAUCAAUGGCUCUGGCCAGACAAAUAUCGGCUGAGUCGUGUAAGAUUAUAAAAAAUUUAACAGUUCCGGUUUCGAGGCCGGUUCCGUUCAAUGAAGGAUUCUCGAACAGCCUUGAAAAUGAUAUCCAUUUGACAUGGUAUGUCCCUGAUUGUAGUAUUUGUGAAAUACAAGGAGGCAUCUGUGGUUUCAAGAGUAACACCAGCCAAGAAAUCGGCUGCUUCUUCAAUCGUGAAAAUGGUCGAUCAAACGAUGGUCUUCAAAUAUUCAGAAUCAUUUGCUUGGCCAUUGCAGUGCCAGCCAUGACCUGCGCAAUUGGGAUUGCCUGUUUCGCUUGCUUUAUAGACAGGUCUCAUAGAGCCCAUGCACUACGAAGAACAACAGCAGUUGCGGCGGCACCAGAUGGUCCGGAUCACACCGUUAUCAUGAUGGGUCUGGAUGACACCACCAUUGAAUCAUAUGAAAAGGUUGUUCUUGGUGAGAGCCGGCGAGUACCUGGACGAAACGACAUCACUUGUCCUAUAUGCUUAUCUGAAUAUUGCAGCAAAGAGACGCUGAGAUGUAUACCAGAGUGCAAACACUGCUUUCAUGCUGAGUGCAUUGACGAAUGGCUUCGCUUGAAUGGUACUUGUCCAGUCUGCAGAAACACUCCAUCUCCAUCCCCAUCCCCUGCUCAUGCUAACUCGGAUCAUACUAACUCAGACACAGUCUGAUAAAGCAUUACUUUUUGUUUCAUUUCCAAUUACAUUUAGGUGUUCUUUUUUACUGUACAUUUGUAUUUUAAACCUUUUUUUUUCCCC